AUGGAUAAGUGGGCAAGCGCUGCUACCCGCAAACAGAGACAUGCAUUAGCAGAUGUGGAAGAAAACCGAGUAAGGGUAACUGCACCAGUAUUUAUUAUGGUGAUACGUAAAAUCGACGACAGUCCUUUUUACCUGAAAAUCGACGGAAAAUGGGUAUAUGUAAACGAAGAAGUUCUCCGAAAUCAUCCCGGAGGCAGUGCAAUUACGACUUAUCGAAACAAAGAUGCCACGACCGUAUUUCACACAUUUCAUGCACAAUCAAAGGAAGCAUACAAAUGGUUACAAGAACUCAAAGCAAAAUGCCCAACACAGGAUCCAAAAAUAGUAGAGGAAAAGGAAGAAAUGCUGCCAGGGUAUGAGGAUGUGAAUAUGGGCACAUUCGAUAUCAGUGAAGAACAAAGCGCUCAAAUCUCGAAGAAUUUUGAACAUUUACGAAUGCGAGUGAGGAGAGAAGGGCUCAUGGAUGGCAGCUUUUUGUUCUAUAUUAGAAAAGUGAUAGAAUCCUUGCUUAUUAUUACACUAGCUGUAUUUCUUCAACUGAAAGGCUGGUAUAUUCCAUCUGCCCUACUUAUGGGAUUAGCCUGGCAGCAGCUAGGUUGGCUAGUCCAUGAAUUUGCACAUAACCAGCUAUUCAAGGAUCACUGGCACAACGAUCUCGCUAGCUACUUCGUAGGCAAUUUCUUGCAAGGAUUUUCAUCUGGUGGUUGGAAAGAACAACAUAAUAUUCACCAUGCUGCCACCAAUGUCGUCGGACGUGAUGGAGAUCUCGAUUUGAUGCCGUUCUUUUCUACCGUUGUACAAGAUCUCAAAAAUGCCGACAACUGGUACCUAACUAUUCUACCAUACCAACACAUCUACUGGACAAUAAUGUUACCCUUACUUCGGCUGAGCUGGUUAGUACAGUCGAUAGUGUUUGUGCAAGGAAUGCCAACCCAUUACUACAAGUACUACAGAGAACGAGCUAUAUAUGAGCAGGUCGCUCUUGCUCUACAUUGGGUAUUGGUCCUAACACAGUUAUACCUACUUCCCACAUUGCAAAUACGAUUGAUCUUCUUUGCUGUGUCUCAGCUGACAGGAGGAAUUUUACUGGCGCAUGUUGUGACAUAUAACCACUAUUCAGUGGAAAAGUUCCCAUAUACCUCAAGAAUCAUGUCGAACUAUGCAUGUCUCCAAGUCUACACUACUCGUAAUAUGCGACCUGGACCCAUCAUUGAUUGGUUAUGGGGUGGUCUAAAUUACCAGAUAGAACACCAUCUUUUCCCAACCAUGCCACGACACAACUUGAGCAAAGUCAUGCCGAUAGUGAAGCAAUUUUGCGCAGAUAACAACUUGCCAUAUAUGGUGGAUGACUACUUCACUGGUUGGAAAGAAGAAAUCAAACAGUUCGAAAAUGUUGCAAGGAUAGCAUCAAAAAUGAAAAGCAAAAUUUUCUAG
This is a messenger RNA of Cylicocyclus nassatus, 1434 nucleotides long. Lineage: Eukaryota; Metazoa; Nematoda; Chromadorea; Rhabditida; Strongylidae. The record is from the annotation of a GenBank genome assembly.